This is a messenger RNA of Zasmidium cellare ATCC 36951, 768 nucleotides long. RefSeq lists its product as uncharacterized. The record is from RefSeq and is a predicted model, not a curated record. The transcript has 3 exons. Gene Ontology annotation, cellular component: membrane. Bases 1 to 768 code for a protein of 255 amino acids. Lineage: Eukaryota; Fungi; Ascomycota; Dothideomycetes; Mycosphaerellales; Mycosphaerellaceae.
AUGGCACCGCUCGACAAAGAAAUCGUCCUGAUCACCGGCGGCAGCACAGGCUUGGGCUUUGAGAUCGCCAAGAAGCUUCUCAAAGACCACCCAGACAGGUUCCACGUACUGAUCGGUGCAAGAACUCGUUCCAAGGGCGAAGCAGCUGUCAAAGACCUGCACAGCCAAGGGCUCACACACGCCGAGUUCCUCGAGAUCGAUGUCAACAACAAUGACUCCAUCGCCAAGGCUGUGAAAGAGGUCGACCAGAAAUUCGGACGCCUAGAUGUCCUCCACGAAAACGCCGGCAUUGCCCCCGACAAAGAUGACCUCAAUAAGAUUCCGAUCUCAGACUUGAUCAUGCAGGCUGUGCACACCAACGUCGCCGGCACAGCCCAGACCGCCGACGACUUCAGGCCUCUGCUUGAGAAAGCCUCGAACCCACGCAUCAUCUUCAUGUCCACCGGACUCGGCAGCCUGGGACACGCCACCAAGCGAUCCAACGCCCUUUGGCCCGCAUACUCCAGCAGCAAAGCCGCGCUGAACAUGAUCAUGCUCUACUACUGGCAUCUCUGUCCUGGGAUGAAAAUCAACGCCUGCUGUCCAGGGUUCAGAGCAACGAACCUUAACAACUACGGGCAAGGUGCACCUCCAAACCACAAACCAGGCGAGCUCGCAAAGGGUGCGAUCAAUGCCGUGCGCUUGACGUUGCUGGGCAAGGAUGGUGAGAGUGGUACCUACACCGACAUGGAUGAUGCUACGGGUGAGGUCAGGACUGUGGCAUGGUGA